Aureobasidium vineae is the source of this 1845-nucleotide messenger RNA. NCBI's taxonomy places the organism in Eukaryota, Fungi, Ascomycota, Dothideomycetes, Dothideales, Saccotheciaceae. The record is from the annotation of a GenBank genome assembly.
AUGAGCAACAAUACUCUCGAUGCCAAUGAGCUCGCCAAAGCUCAUGUCCCCGAUGCAUCCAUGCAAGGUACAGCCUUCGAGAGGAAUGCUGGCCGUGGAUCAAUGGAUGUCGGCAAAGUUGAGCCUCUCUACGAAGUGAGAACCCCGGAAACGGAAGAGUACGACGACACGCCUACUGAGGAGGACCUCAAAACUCUGCGCCGUGUCUCUGGCAAGAUCAAGUGGGCCGCUUACACUGUCGCCUUUGCUGAACUAGCGGAACGUUUUUCCUACUACGGAAGCUCCAUCUUGUACACCAACUUUGUGCAAUGGCCUUUGCCUGAAGGCUCAAGAACAGGUGCUGGUGGUCUUCAUGGCCAGCCCGGUGCGCUUGGCAUGGGUCAGAGCGCAGCACAGGGUAUCAGCUUGUUCAACCAGUUCUUUGCAUAUUUCAUGCCCCUGGUAGGAGGUUAUGUGGCCGAUGCACACCUCGGUCGUUACAAGACUAUUCAUAUCGCCAUCGUUAUCGGCAUCGUUGCUCACAUAAUCCUUGUGGCUGCGUCUGCACCCGAAGUCAUCAUCCACAAGACUAGUUCCACUGCCGCAUUCAUCAUCGGUCUUCUCACACUCUGUGUCGGCACUGGUUUCUUUAAAGCAAACAUCUCUCCAUUGCUUGCUGAGCAGAACACUGAUCUUCGGAUGCGUGUCGAGACACUCGCGAGUGGAGAAAGAGUGAUUGUUGACCCAGCCGUAACCAAUUCUAGAAUCUUCCUCUAUUUCUACUUCUGUGUCAACAUCGGCUCCUUGACUGGACAGAUAUCUAUGGUCUACGUCGAGAAGUUCGUGGGCUUCUGGCUCGCUUUUCUCCUCCCAACCAUCCUUUUCGUGGCUGCCCCUAUUGUUCUCUUCUUCAACCGCAAGAAUUAUAUUCUAAGCCCGCCUACUGGUUCUAUCUUGUCUAAGUUCUUCCAUAUGCUUGGCUUCACCUGGAAGAACAAGCAAGGCAAAUUUGAUUGGGAUAUCGCAAAACCGUCCAAUGUCCCUAUCGAGAGACGCCCGAUCUGGAUGACAUAUGACGAUGCUUGGGUGGAAGAAGUCAAGCGUGGUCUUCGUGCUUGCAAGGUCUUCCUCUUCUUGCCUCUAUUUUUCCUCGCGUACAAUCAAAUGACUGGAAAUUUGACCAGUCAGGCCGCUACCCUUCAACUGAACGGUGUCCCAAACGAUAUCAUCCAAAACCUCAAUCCAAUUUCGAUUGUCAUCAUGAUCCCAAUCCUGGAUCACGUCAUCUACCCUGGUUUCCGCAAGAUGGGUUUCGCAUUCACUCCCAUUAAGCGUAUGACAGUCGGGUUCUUUUUCGCUGCAGGAUCUAUGCUCGCCGCCGCAGUGAUGCAGCACUUCAUCUAUGUGAAAUCGCCCUGUAGAACUCAUGCAUCCGACCCUGACUGCAUCGAGGAGUUUGGCAAGGCCGACAUCAACGUUUGGGCCCAAGUUCUGCCAUAUGUCUUCAUCGGUAUUGCCGAAAUCUUCACAAACGUCACCUCUCUCGAGUACGCUUACGCCAAAGCACCUGCCAACAUGAAGUCCAUGGUCAUGUCUAUCAACCUUUUCAUGAGUGCCUUCGCCUCUGCAAUUGGACAGGCAUUCACACCUCUCUCUGAGGACCCUCUCCUUGUCUGGAACUACACAAUCAUCACUGUCCUUGCUUUCCUGGGUGGUGUGGGAUUCUGGUACUGCUUCCACCACUUAGAUGCCGAAGAAGACAAGUUGAACAUGCUUGAGCGUAGCGUCAUGCAGGGCAAGAACACUGUACUUGAACCUAAGGACACUGAAGCCCAGGUCCAACACGUUCACGAACAGAAGAACUGA